Molecule: messenger RNA, 2997 nt
Organism: Lolium rigidum
Lineage: Eukaryota; Viridiplantae; Streptophyta; Magnoliopsida; Poales; Poaceae
Product: pentatricopeptide repeat-containing protein At3g02650, mitochondrial-like
Exons: 2
Coding region: 24-1733 (569 amino acids)
Molecular function (GO): protein binding
Source: RefSeq, a predicted model, not a curated record
CGCCGCCGCCGCCGCCGACGACGAUGUGGCGUUCGCGAGCUCGUGCUUUCCUCCUCCUACGCUCUUCCACGCCGAAAUCUCCCCCGCAGCCAAAUCCACCUCGAACCUUGACCCGAGCCCCACCGCCGCGCCUUCUCUCCCGUUUCCUCUCCUCCUCCCCUGAGGCCCUCCCAGACGCCUCGUUCGCCUCCUCCUCCUCCUCCUCCUCCUCGGAAACCCUCCCGGACGCCUACCCAUCCUCCUCUUCCGACGCCAUUUCCGCGUCGGCUGAUCCCACUGAGGACGGCGAGGAGAACCUGGCCGCGCUCUGGGAGGAGGAUGCGGACGACGCCGACGACAUCUUCGUAUCCACCGCCUCCUCCGACACCGCCGACGCCGAAGCCAGCGACGAGGAGGUCGCCCGCGUCCGCGCCGUCGUGGAGUCCACCCCGGAGGACCAGAUCCCCUCCGCCAUCGCCGACAUGGUCGUUGACUUCACCGAGCCGCUCCUAGCCGCCGUCCUCCUCUCCGCCGAGAACUGCUCUGGUAAAAAGCUACUCCUCUUAUUCAAGUCCGCCGGGAAGAACAACCCCGACGUCAAGAGCCUUGCCAAUCUUGAAAUCAUCGCUGGCAAGCUUGCUGAUUCCAAUGAGAUCGACAAGAUGGAUGUGUACUUGCUCUGGGAUAUGGUUAAGGAAAUGGGCAGUGUGCCAGGAUCAGUGAACACUCAGCUUCUGAACAGAGUGAUAUCAAUGUUCUGGAAGCUUGAGAAGUCCAAGGCAGCGCUAGAGGUGCUUGACAAGUUCAGUGAGUUUGGCUGUUCCCCGGAUGGUGACAGCUACUAUCUCGUUAUUCAAGCAGCCGGGAAGAAGGCCAUGGUUGGUGCUGCAUGGGGUGUGUGUGAGAAGAUGGUUGGCUCUGGGUGCUUCCCUGAUGGGAAGAAGACCGGUGAGAUCGUGACCUUCUUUUGCAAGGGGAAGAAGGUCAAGGAGGCACAUUCAGUGUACCUCGCAGCGAAGGAGAAGAAGGUUCAGAUUCCAACAUCAGCCUUGGAUUUCCUUGUUGGUGCUUCAGCGAGGAAUGAUGAGACCAUCAGUACGGCUGUGGAGCUGCUAGAGGAAUACAAAGGGAAGUCUCUCAAGCAUGCAGGCAACUCCUUCGCUGCAGUUAUACAUGGUUUGUGUAGGAUGAAAAAUGUGAAGGAUGCAAAGAAAUUGUUGAUGAGGAUGGUGAAUCUCGGCCCAGCUCCUGGCAGUGCAGUGUUCAACUUUGUUAUCACAGGAUUGUCUAAAGAGGGAGAAAUGGAAGAAGCAAAGGGUUUGAUAAGAGUGAUGGAGAGCCGAGGGCUGCGCCCUGAUAUUUACACAUACAGUGUGAUCAUGAGUGGCUACACUAAAGGAGGUAUGAUUGAUGAAGCCCAUUCUCUACUCCGUGAAGCCAAGAAGAUCCACCCGAAACUAAGCAGGGUUAUGUAUCACAUACUAAUUCGUGGUUACUGCAAGAUGGAGGAGUUCGAGAAGGCUCUGGAAUGCCUAAAGGAGAUGAAGGAAGAUGGAUUGCUGCCAAAUAUGGAUGAGUAUAACAAACUUAUCCAGUCAUUAUGUCUCAAAGCUAUGGAUUGGAGAACAGCUGAGAAGCUCCUGGAGGAAAUGGAGGGUAGUGGAUUACGCCUUAAGGGUAUUACACGCAGCCUCGUAGUAGCAGUAAAGGAAUUAGAAAUGGAAGAAGCGUCAAAAGACAGCCAAGAAGCAUAGUUUUUUUUUUUUAGCAUACGCUUGAAGUGACAAAGACACUAAUCAGUUUUGGCUAAUUGCCCCUUUUUGCUCUCUGCAUCUCUGGGAUGCGUAUGUAAUUUGGUCUAGAAUCUCUGCUUCUGUGGGAUUGAGAACUUUUGCAUGCCAUUUUUGAUCCAAUCUCCUUCCCAGCCAAGGGAGGAUGCAGACAUGUUAUAAAGAACGAAAAUGUCAAUGUGGCAGGAGGUAUGCUCUAUUACAUGAAUAGAAGAGCAUGCCUAUGUGCUAUUUAUAAUGUAAAAUGUUGGAAUGUCAGAGGUAUAAGUAUAACCUUAUUUUUCUUUUUCUUUUGCUCCAGAUCCGAUUUUUCUGCACUUUCUCUCUGUAAAUCUUUGUGCUUUGUCUGAUCCUAGAUACUAAAAAAAAAUCAUCUGGUUAUCUGCCUGACAUUUGUCUUCUACAGUUGUUCAAGGAGACCCUUGACUAGAUAGGGCAGCUGAGCUACAUGAGCUCAGAUGGUUCUAGUUGCGCUUCUUCAAUAUCUAUGAAAUGAUUCACAUCCACGGAAUUGCAGAAUAGUUUUCUCCUUUGAUUUUCUAAGUGGAAUUGGUACCUCAUCAGAUAUAUAUAGCUGCUAUUCUCCGGUCGUCAAUAAUCUCUGAUAUAGUAUCUCUUCGUUCAUACAGCUGUGGCUCUUUUGUAUUGCUCCAUCAUCAACUACCUGGGGAUUCUCUCUCACAAGGUUGCUGGGAUGCCUGCACUACCUGUGAUUGCUUCUGGGUUAUGUUUAGAAUGGGCGGCAGUGAGGGAAUGUUUGGUUUAUGCCGUGUUUAGCCCUACAAAAUGUUGGCAAGAAUUGGCUUGCCAUUAUUUUUGGCUAAGGAAUCCUCCACCCACACUUGAGCAAUUAUUUGCAAGAAUCUGUGAGAGGGAUAAAGGGAGACUACUUGGCAACAUACCAAAUCAUAGAGCAAAGUGUACUAGGCUACCAAUUUUUUGUCAGGGCUAGCUUGGGCAAUGAACCAAACGUAAACCAAACCUACCCUCAAUCCACAUGUGUCAUCUGCGUCAGAAAUGUAACAUGUUUUGAUUUGAGAGAAGACAUCAGAAAUGCUCCUACUGUUUCUUCAGAAUGGUUUGAACUUCACAACUGUUCUUGGUAGCCUUCUGAUUAGACAAAACAGACUUUUUCAUUUCCUUUCUGUUUUCUUGUUCAAUAAACAUGAGACUUCUUGAUUUUCGUGUUUUUUGCUACCGGGUACUAAGUUUCCGACACUUAUUAUGG